AUGAAUCCAGACGUUACGAAGGCAAAAGAAGACGGCUCGAGUAGUGUAGUAGGAGAUGAAGCAAACCCAAGGAUUAUCGAGAAACCUGUCGGCCUCCCAGGAACCGACCAAAGUCCCAGAGAUGCAAAUGAAAGCGAAGACAAUGUCAGUGGAAAUGGAAAAGGGGAAGAGGAAGAAUCAAGUAAGAAAAAUGAAGGGGAGGAAUCAAGAGAAGUAGACGAAGGAGAAAAAGAGAAGGAAGUUGUAGAUGACGAAGAAAAGGGCAUGCUACCGAAACUACACUUUCCUUCAAGCCAAUAUCAAAAGUCUUUAAAGCUUUCAGGAAAAUGUUACAUUGACUCGGCGAUAAGAACUAUUCAAACGAUCCUGAAAGCGAAGGAGGUGGAAUGGUUCAUAGAGCACCCACAAUUCCAGCAUUUCUUCCAUAUUAAAAACCGAAAGCAGAAGUGGAUGGGAAUGUGGGUUCUCGUUUUGCGAUCAGCUUGUGUUGCGAAGAAGCAUGAGUUAUGGUUUGUCGUUAAUGGCGUCGCAAUCCGAUAUUCUCUCAGAGAAUUAGGACUCAUUUCUGGACUAUACUGCCAUGAGUAUCCCCCCAACCAUGAGAGGUUGGGUGGUACAACAUUCAUGAACAAGUAUUUUGGAGGAAAAAGGGUAACAUACGCUGACCUGGAGAAGCAGAUGUUGGCGAUGAAAUCAAAGCCAUCUGAGGAUCGUAAGAAGAUGGCCGUUCUGUUCUUCUUAGCCAGCAUCCUUGUCGGAGGCCGAAAGAGUGGUGAGGGAGCAUCACCUGUGGACAGUUUCUUCCUGAGUGUUGUUGAUGACCUAGAUGCGUGUGUAACGUUCCCUUGGGGGCGGUAUGCAUUCGAACAUAACUUGAAGGAUGUCUCUACCUUUUUGGAAAAAUGCGACGGGCUUGCGCCGACGAGUUGGGUUUUUACAAGCUUUCCUAUCCCUCUGGAGUUGUUGGCCUUUGAGGCAAUUCCAAGCUUGAGGAACCAUUUCCGAGAAGAUGUGAAUGGUGCAAAUAGUAGUUGCCCGCGGAUGUGCAAGAUGCAGUACAAUCGGAAAAGUGGAACCAAGGAAUUCAGUCUGAAAGCUGUGAACGAUAAACUUGGUAAUAAUACAAAGGAUAUUGAGAGUAUCUUGGUAGCAACAGCAGCUGAGGAGGAACUUCUGGAAACCAUAGGAAUGGACAAGGAGAGUUGUUGGGCCGAUGACGCCGAUGAUGCAGCAGUUGAUGGUUGGACGAAGAUAAUACGGAAAGGGAAGAAACAAGUUUUCUUUGAAGAACAGUUCCGCAUGGAUUUAGAGUCUCGCACAGGUCAGAUUGAAGGUCCCACCAAUCCUAUCGGAGGACCAUCGAAUAAUGCACAAUCUGGUCAGGCUAAUGCUGAUUCGGUGGAGGUUAGUGGAACUACUCCUGGAGCUGAGGCUUUAAAAGCUAUGGAAGGUCGGCUUAUGAAUGCAGUCAGAGAUGCAGUUCGAGAUGCUAUGAAGGGAGUGAAUGAAAAAGUCACUUUAUUGUCUACGCAGCUAGGUCUGCUAGAAGAGGAAGUGAAAAGUCUUAGGUUGAGUGUUCCCGGAAGUGACAAUCCGGCGGUCCAAGAUGAUGGUGAUGGUGAGUCGGAAGAAGAGGAUGGUAGUGACAAUAACGAGCCGGAGGAAGAGGAUGGUGGUGACAAUAACGAGCCGGAGGAAGAGGAUGGUGGUGACAAUAACGAGCCGGAGGAAGAGGACAAUAAUGUUGAAGAUGCCAUUCUCGAAAUUUCAAAGGAUGUACAGAGGGAAUAUGGUGAUGUUGACUUGGAUGAUGAUGAUGCGGAGAUGUAUGCACAUGCUGCGGAGGUCGAAAAAAAAUUAAUGUCUGUAAACACGAAAAAAAAGAGGUCGAGAAAAGAUGAUGGGAAAGAAACAGUUCCUGUGAAAAAGGUUAAGUUGGUUGGUGAAACUGUGAGGAGUCCCAUUCAGCUAAGAAGCAAGGCAGCAGCGAAGGAGACAGAAGCUGAGAAGGAGGCAGCAGCUAAGGCAGCAGGUAAGAAGAAGGCAGCAGCUAAGAAGAAGGCAGCAGCUAAGGCAGCAGGUAAGAAGAAGACAGCAGGUAAGAAGAAGGCGGCGGCUAAGAAGAAGCCGAAGACAAAAAAAAAGUAG
This is a messenger RNA of Raphanus sativus (radish), 2148 nucleotides long. RefSeq lists its product as uncharacterized. NCBI's taxonomy places the organism in Eukaryota, Viridiplantae, Streptophyta, Magnoliopsida, Brassicales, Brassicaceae. Gene Ontology annotation, cellular component: neuronal cell body; dendrite; synapse. The transcript has 4 exons. Bases 1 to 2148 code for a protein of 715 amino acids. The record is from RefSeq and is a predicted model, not a curated record. Gene Ontology annotation, biological process: microtubule cytoskeleton organization; axonogenesis; regulation of microtubule depolymerization. Gene Ontology annotation, molecular function: actin binding; microtubule binding.